AUGAAGGCCUUCAGUGUUGCAUUUGCAGUCGUCCUCGCAUGUAUGUUCAUCCUUGAAAGCAUCGCUCUUCUUUUCUCCGAGAUUUGGAGAAAAAAUGACGAGGUUGGAAGCAUUGACAGUCCAGUUGGGGAACAUCAACAGCCAGGCGCUUGUUCCCUCUUUUCUUCAUUUUCUUUUCUUGGCGGGAUACAGGAGCAUUUCAGGUUCAAGCGUCAGAGCCACCUCUCCCUGUGCCGUUGGUGCUGCAACUGCUGUCACAACAAGGGCUGUGGCUUCUGCUGCAAAUUCUGAGGACCUGCCUGCACUAAAACCAUCUUAUUAACUUAUUGCCUUUAAUUUCCCCCCUAUUCUUCUACAUUUCUUUUGGACUCUGUGGAGAAGAUGCUAUCUCAUUGAUGUCUUUCUCACUGCACAACCUCAGUCUUGUACAUAAAUGUUUUGUAUCAUGUUGUAUAUCU
Oncorhynchus masou masou (cherry salmon) is the source of this 458-nucleotide messenger RNA. RefSeq names its product hepcidin-like. Bases 1 to 291 code for a protein of 96 amino acids. NCBI's taxonomy places the organism in Eukaryota, Metazoa, Chordata, Actinopteri, Salmoniformes, Salmonidae. The transcript has 3 exons. Gene Ontology annotation, biological process: intracellular iron ion homeostasis. Gene Ontology annotation, cellular component: extracellular region. The record is from RefSeq and is a predicted model, not a curated record.